Phytophthora nicotianae INRA-310 is the source of this 1164-nucleotide messenger RNA. RefSeq lists its product as hypothetical. NCBI's taxonomy places the organism in Eukaryota, Oomycota, Peronosporomycetes, Peronosporales, Peronosporaceae. The record is from RefSeq and is a predicted model, not a curated record. The coding region runs from base 1 to 1164 and encodes 387 amino acids. The transcript has 4 exons.
AUGCUCGCGAUACCUGCGCCCUAUGAGGCUCGUCGCCGACGCACCGAGUGGCCCGAGAGCGUGCGACAGGACCCGGAAGUCAAAGAAUUAGACGAGGAGAGCGGUGAAUGGAUCCUGUGUCGCACCUGUGCUGAGCAUUAUGAGCGAACGCGAAGAGGCCGAAAACCCAACGAUCCAAAAGGUUUCAGGGUUAAGAUGAACGGGAGAUUUCAAGAAGCAGCCUGGGUGAUGCACAAGAGCCGCGUGGUAGCCCAUAGAGGCACCCCGUACAUGACUACAGAGACAUCAGAGGAAGAGGAGAGACGACGCGAGGUUGAGAUGCAAUUCGAGGUGCGACGGAUUCUGCCCAAGAGGCGAAGAGUUGGAAGCACUGAAGAGGGAGAAGAAGAGGGCGUGGAGGUGGAGAACAGGGAGGAGAGACAAGUGGACGAACCCAGUGCUUGCGCAACGUUGAUUCAUCUUCCGACGACUGGAUGGCGCUGCCCAGGAAUCGUGCCCGAUGCGUUCUAUCGUGAGAAUGUGGAGCUGGUCCAUGCCUUUGCCAAGUAUUAUGUGGGGACGUAUCGCGUCAAUGUGGUGAGGGAUCUUCGAUCGGACAAAGUUAUGUUGUUUUCACACGACUGUGAGAAUCAGAUUGUGCAUCGAGAACGACCAGAUCAGCCAGAUUCUUGUGAAAGAUGCUACUCGGUGUGGCUGCAUAACAAGAGUUUCAAGAGGAUUCUGAAGAAGAUGGAUCGCUAUACACUUGUCGAAGAAAUCCUACGUCAUUCAUGGAGUGUGUCAGCCGAUGAGUUGUCGGUUCUGUCCAAGUUUAAGCACUCGAGUGACAUGAAUCUCAAUCUCGAAGGCCGAAAGUUGAAGCAAGCGGCUAUGGCAGCUGUUCAGCAUUUCUGUGGGUCUACUGCACGAAAAGGCUCUGGUAGGACCAGAGCGAUCACAGCUCGAAACGAACGCUUUGACCGAGUUCAGCAGCCUCUUUCGAUGGAAGUGAUGCUGCAGCUGCAAUCGCUAGAUUCAUCAAUGCACACCACCGCAGCGCCUGAAGCCAUGGAAAACCAGAAAGGAAAUAUGCAACAGCCCAGCUCGCCCAAUGCUUAUCUCAUCCAGCAGAAUGCUGCAGCUACAGAAGCCAUCGAGCAGUUUCCUUCAUCACGAGAUGAAUAA